Messenger RNA from Strigops habroptila (Kakapo), 9726 nucleotides. RefSeq names its product highly divergent homeobox (gene HDX). Gene Ontology annotation, molecular function: RNA polymerase II cis-regulatory region sequence-specific DNA binding; DNA-binding transcription factor activity, RNA polymerase II-specific. The transcript has 10 exons. The record is from RefSeq and is a predicted model, not a curated record. Lineage: Eukaryota; Metazoa; Chordata; Aves; Psittaciformes; Psittacidae. Gene Ontology annotation, biological process: regulation of transcription by RNA polymerase II. The coding region runs from base 551 to 2644 and encodes 697 amino acids.
ACUCAGGCUGUGAUUUGGGUGGUCCCUCCUUAGUGUUAAUAUUAGAGCAUUAGCAUUGCAGUAGGCUGGACCAGAACUGCUUAAAGCCCUUCUCUUUGGGUUUUUCCCCCCGGUUUGUCUUCAGUUUUGGUCCUUGAUCUUUGUGGCUACAGCUGGGAAGUGCUGGUGCUAACACAGCAGAAGGAGUAGCGUGACCAGCCAGAACAGAGUGUAGGAUUUGCUGAAGUUGGAGACAGCAGAAACUCUAAUUGUGUCAACCAGUGACCUUUAUUUUAUCUCAGAUUUUUUGUGGCAGGAGAGGAGAAACAGACCUGGCAAUAUUGUUGGAGCUGCUGAUGUUACUCUGUUUGCCUAAUGCCUUUAUCCUUUAUUUUUUUCUUUAGGAAGAAACUUUUUCUUUGAAACUAGAGGCUCUUGGACUUAGCAACCCAACAUAGUAAUUUAUUUAUGAAAGGCUGUCAGUGUUGUUCCAAACAUGUAGUUCAUCUGUUCAACUUGAGUCUAUCACAGAGGAAUCACUAAUGCUGACUGUAACGGGGGGUUUUGGAAAAUGAAUCUGCGUUCUGUAUUUACUGUAGAGCAACAAAGGAUAUUGCAGCGUUAUUAUGAAAAUGGAAUGACAAAUCAAAGUAAAAAUUGCUUUCAGCUCAUAUUACAGUGUGCACAAGAAACUAAACUGGACUUCAGUGUAGUCAGGACGUGGGUUGGCAAUAAACGAAGGAAGAUGAGCAGCAAGAGUGCUGUAGAAUCUGGAGGCACUCCCCCAGGGACUGUCCCUACUACUCCCUCAGUACCUCCAGAAGCAGCAGUUAGAAAUGUGGUAAAUAUUGGUCGAUCCCAAAGUCAGCAGACUUCUUGGACCUCUUCUAAUAACGAUGUAAUAGUUACUGGUAUAUACAGUCCUGCUAGUUCAUCUGGUAGGCAAGGAUCCACCAAACAGACAAAUGCUUCAAUGGCAGAAAUACAUAAAACCUCUAUUCCACGGCUACCAGGAAAAAGCGAUAGAGAGUUUCAGCAGCAGCACAUCCCCAUAGGACGACAAGUACCACAUUGUAAAAAUGCUUCCCUAUUAGUAGGGGAAAAGACUAUUAUUUUAUCUAGGCAAACAAGUGUACUGAAUUCUGCGAACUCCAUCUAUAGUCACACUAAAAAAAGCUAUGGGGGUUCGUCAGUCCAGACCGCAGAGUUGGUGUUACCUCAGAAGCCGAUGAUAUGCCACAGGCCUUGUAAGGCUGAACCCAUGGGAUGUCAGCGGUUGCAAAAGCCGGACCAUGCAGCUCUCACAUCACAUGUGCCCCCUGGCCACAGGGCUAACGCCAGAGACCCUUCCUGUAGCACGCAAAACCUGGAAAUCCGUGAAGUGUUUUCUCUGGCAGUUACAGAUCAACCUCAAAGAAUGGUGGGAGGAAGCACAGCGCAGAAGCAUUGCUCGGUGGAAGGCACCUGUCUGUCCAUCGCAAUGGAAACUGGAGACGUGGAUGACGAAUACGCUAGAGAAGAGGAGCUAGCAUCCAUGGGAGCACAAAUACAAAGCUAUUCAAGAUACUGUGAAAGUAGCAGUUCUGUUCGAGUAGAGAACCAAAGUGCAGCCUUGUCUGGGCCAGGAAGAAAUGUGAGCUGUAGUUCACAGAUGGUGAAUGCCAGGGACGUGCCUGACAAUAUUCUGUAUCAUAAUAGAGACUACCACUUGCCUGCACGGACCUCAUUACAUACAACAUCCAGUACAUUAUAUAGCAGUGCUAAUCCAUCAAGAAGUACCUUUUCUCCUCAUUUUACAACUUCAAGUCAACUGAGGCUGUCACAAAACCAAAAUAAUUACCAGAUUUCAGGAAACCUUACUGUGCCUUGGAUUACAGGUUGUUCCAGAAAAAGAGCAUUACAGGACCGCACACAAUUUAGCGACCGAGACUUAGCUACCCUAAAGAAAUACUGGGACAAUGGCAUGACCAGCCUGGGCUCAGUCUGCAGAGAGAAAAUUGAAGCUGUGGCUGCAGAAUUAAAUGUUGACUGUGAAAUAGUGCGGACUUGGAUUGGGAAUCGAAGACGGAAAUAUCGUUUAAUGGGGAUUGAGGUCCCACCCCCUAGAGGAGGUCCUGCUGAUUUCUCUGAUCAAUCUGAAUUUGUUUCUAAAUCAGCACUUAAUCCAGGAGAGGAAACUGCUACUGAAGUGGGGGAUGAUAAUGAUAGGAAUGAUGAAGUAUCAAUCUGCUUAUCUGAAGGAAGCUCACAAGAAGAGACAAAUGAAGCACUUCAGAAUGAAGAAAUCGGUCACAAAGAUGAUGACCAGAAUCCCGUGUCUACUGAUAAUGUGAAAAUAGAAAUUAUAGAUGAUGAAGAAAGUGAUAUGAUAAGUAAUUCUGAAGUGGAUCAAAUGAGUUCUCUUUUGGAUUACAAGAAUGAAGAAGUCAGAUUCAUUGAGAAUCAGUUGGAGAAUCACAAACAGAAGUAUUUUGAGCUACAGACGUUUACUCGGAGUUUGAUACUUGCUAUUAAAUCAGAUGAUAAAGAACAGCAGCAGGCACUGCUCUCAGACUUACCUCCUGAAUUAGAAGAAAUGGAUUUCAAUCAUGCAUCCCCAGAGCCUGAUGAUACCUCAUUCAGCUUGUCGUCUUUAUCAGAGAAAAAUGCCUCAGACAGUUUGUGAUUUAUGUUGUUUUUUGUAACUGACAAAAAAGAAACCCCACGGAAGGUGCAGGUUUCAAGAUAACAGCAUUUCGCUAUCCAGUGUUCUUCAGUCCAAAAGAGAAAGCCCAAGGUGAAGUAGACUUUCCUGAAGGAUGACUGUAGUACAUCAUGGCUACAGUUUGCACUGUCAAGCAGUUUUGAAUGUUGGUUUUGGUAAAUGAAAACUGUGUGAGGAAAGGUUUCACUUUUAGCAGUUUGGCCUUGAUUAGGGUAACUUCUGACUUUCCAGAAUAACUCUUGCUCUGUAGCAAAGUCUUUUUGAGCAGGGAUCCAAGAGUGGAAAACAAAUGUCCUGUGUUACAGACAGCUAAUUCUUCGGAGUUGCUUGCUCACCAAUCCUGCUCAUUAUUUUUUUUUUCUCCAUUUUUACUCAGGUAGGUGGACUAAAAAUUGGGGAUCCAAAUAGAAUAAUGGGCUUUUUAUGACUUGUGCUUGAACCCUUUUGAAAAUCUGAAAUUAAACUGGUUUCAUUAUGUGACUUCAACCAUUGUUGAACCUUCCAUUUUCUGACCAAAAUAGCUGAAAAAACUUGGAAAGGCUAACUGAAAAAUUUGAAUUAUUGUCAAUAAAUUAUUAAAAAAGCAGUCAUAAGUGUUGCAACAAAUUAGAUGGAUAAGGGAAACUUGAUAGCUGCAGAAUGCAACUUUCUUAUCCUCUCACAGUAGCAAUGGGAUUAGAUGUUUACACUACUGUUUAGGGUUUUAUGAAUGUAGUUACAGUUUUUAUUUGUCAAAGUCUGAAUGCUAAAGUUCUGUUCAUUAUUUUAAGUAUUGGUUAUAUAUUUUUCCCCAAACUUUGAUCCAUUUUAUCAAGACGCUGUCGUAAAUCCACAGCUGGCAUUGCAUCCUGAAGAGUAUUCAAGUGUUUGGAAUUGAGUUUUGCAGAUCUGCUAAAUGUGACCUGGUUUUGAAGUAGCCUGGUCUGACAACGCUUUUGGCAACUGGCAGGUGCCAUUUCUAAACUGUGAGCUUGAGGCAGUGCUGAAAUGGAUUUCUUCUUUCUCAGCUGUUGUUGACAUUGAAUCCUUUCACUCAUCUGAUUAAAUGGAUGUGCAGACACAUUCGGGUAAAUUUAGUAGGGCAUGUAGGUGCAUGCCCAUAUUAUUGAUGCUCUGUAACUUCUAAUCUGAAUAUUCUUCAGCGAGCAUUUUAGAAACAGAUAUCUUCAGUCUGGUAAAAAGCCUGAUCUUUCAGUUUCGUGCCAAAUAAUAAUUUACUCUUUAGAUUCCUUAUUCAUGCAAUACAAUAAGCAGUCCCCUUAAUUUCAACGGGAAGGAUUUUAAGUUUUUCUUAGUCUGUUUGUUCCUCUCUGAUCACUUCUACAGCUUUUCUUUUCAUAGUGUUGGUACUGAGCUCUGUUCUUUAAGGGGUUUUUCUGUCUCUCUGUUAUUCUUGGGCAUGGGACGGGGAGCUUUUAGCAAUAUUGUUAAAUGCCAGCUGCAGAAAGGGUAGUAGCAAUUUUAAAAGCUGUUUUAAGGAACCAGACAGGUCCAUAGUUACUAUGUAUCUUACUGUACAAUUCAGUAUCCAAAAGACCUCUUACCACCUAUUCUACAGGGUAACCCCACAAAAGCAAGCUGUUGAGCCUUUAUUUGGGUUUAGGCAUGAAACUCAGAGUAGAAUCCCAGGAGAGAGAGAAGGCACUCUGUGCAACAGGGAGCUAAGUGGUAGGUUACUCAUCCUUUCACUGCCUGAGCUGAAAUGUCACAUCCUGGCUGGUAGACACGUCCUUAUAGCCUUACUCAGAGGAGGAACAGCAUUUUACAUGCCUGUUGAAAUGACCACCAACCUAAAAUGAAUUCCGGUUUGUAAGCAAAGAUCACAGUACUAUCCUUCAAAUGUAACAUGGAGCUCAACUGGAAUUCUGCUCACUCUGAAAAAAUAAUUUAUAAAGGGUUUUCUGUACUGGGUUAACAAUGCUUUCUAUUACUGUUCUCUCUAGACAGGAAAUUUGUGCCACAGACAAUGAAACCUCUUGUUUUCUGUGAGCUUUGCUAAAGUGAAAAAAGUACUGUGACUUGCGACUAUUUGGACCCUCUUUUCCUGCUUCUUCCACUUAAAUUCCCAUGACAAAAAGCAGGAUACUCUUAAUGAGAGUUCUUGAUUUCAUAGUCAAUUAAGUCAUCCACCUUUAUACAAGAAAAACUUUCAUUGAUGAUUCAUAUUUUGCUAUUUCUUGCUUCUAUUUCAUAUGCCAAACAGAUUGAAGGAAUUAAUUUUGAAUGAACUGCUGCUAGAUUCAAGCACUUAUGUAAGUCCCUUUUCUCAAGGAAUCCUCUUUAAGGACAUGCAGCGGAACUUCCAGCUGCAUUCAACACCCACAUCAGCCCUGGGGUUAUGUUGUUCUCUGGCUCUUUUCUCUGCUAGGGUGACAAGACAAAACAUAGCGGAGACGUCGUGCUUUCAUACCCUAAAACACUCAACGAUAUUACAGGAUAUUCAGGAAGAAAGAGUAUGAAUUAUAUUCCUGUAUAACAAAAUGCUAGAUAGGAUAAUACUGCAGAGCUGUUCUGCGGGGUUUUUCAGUAUCCGUGUAUAUUUCCUGCCUAUAUAAAACAAACAUUUUAAUGAUAUAUUACCAUUACUGCUAUUUUAAAUCAUUGCAGCAACAAUUGUUCUGCAGUACAGUGGCUGAAGAGCGGCUGAUGAGGUCCUGAAUCAUAGCACUUAACCUUCCCUGAGAGUUAUCAAAAUACCUAUCCAUGUAUCGCACUUCAGACUGGCACUUCACACAUGCUUUGUAAUUUAGGGCUUAUUUUUGUUUCCUCGUGUCCCUAACAGGCAACGUUAAUGUGCUAAUCAAGUUUGCAGGUUGCAUCCUGAUCCGUGUAACCUUAGAACAGUAUGAGAGAAUUGGGCAUAUUCCUUUCCAGCUCUUAGAAAUUGUACUGACAAGCUCCUUGCUGAGAGGGACGUUGUUCUGAUACACAGUCACCAGGGCAUUUUUUUCCAGAUGUAAUUCUGGAAAUUCUUCAGAUGAUGGAAAGCAAUGGGUUGGCUUUCUGGGCCUGUGGCAUAUCAGGGUUUGGCUUAUGAUUAUUUCCUCUGUUCAUAGGGUGGUAACGAAAAACCACAUUAAGUGCUAGUCCAUCCUUUGCAUAGACUUUCCAUGAGAGAGAAAGCUCAUAUUGUGUUAUGAUGACAGAAAUAAGCCCCCCUUGCUAUUUCAGGAGGUUGGCUCUAAUUCAGUAACCGCUACAGCACAAGUGCCACAUAUUGAUGCUUUUAUCAUCUUUCCACAAAGGCUCUCAUUUGCUUUGUCUGUGAAAGAUGACUUCCCCGGCAUUGUUUAUUCCUAAAACAUCUGUCAGAACAUGAAUGAUGAAAUAUGUCUUUCUGAAGAACCCAAAGUGGGAAAAGGUAGCUCAGAACAGACACUGUAAACCAGAGACGGGGCACUCGCUUGCCUUAGGGAGCAGUGAAAGUCUUUGAUGCUAGCAAGCUCGCUUAUAGUUGGGAAGCUGUUUCCUGAAGCUAUGCCUCCUUUCAUUUCCCUGCCAGGUGAUGCUUCUGUCAAAUCUGUAGGUCUAAUGGGAGUGAGUAAUAGUAAAUAUUCUAAUAGGUGAAUUUUUGGCAGAUUUAGAGGUACACGAACAGAUGUACUGUACAAGUGUCAAUUUUCUUGAGUGCUUGGUUCUUGAAGCAGCACUGCACUUUAAUCUUUCCAAGUAUUUCUUUUUCGCUAAGGCAAUAAAAAAUCUGAAAAAUGACAAGCAGAUCAUGGGCUUUGCAGUCCUCUGAGUGAAAAAAGGAACAUACCGGUUAUAUCUUCAUCUGCCUAAACUGGGAAGCAGCUUAUCGAGUCCGUUCACCAACCGGAGACAGCUGUAUCUACUGUUGGGGUUGUACAGUUGAAAUGAUAGGACAAAUCAAAUGGAAAUUACUGCUUAAAAUCGAUCAGCUAUCGAAUUUGGGAUCUCUAUUGCACUACCGUAUUAGUAACGUUAAGAAGAAACUGAUGCACAGCACUAACUUUUCCCUAGGUACUCUGGUCGUAGCUGACUGUUGGUCUCAGGAUACCGGUAGCAUAAGGAAAGACAAUAAUAUGCAUAAAUGGAAUAGCACAGAAUAACUGAACCAUGAAGAACUUGUAACUUGCAAUGUUACAACCAAAAGCUUCAUUUACUACCUCCAGUCCCGCUGCCCAGGUCCUUCAGGUCAGCCGGGGAGCGACGAGGCUGCUUGAUGUGUUUGAAGGACUGGAACCUUCCACUUGCAUUUUGAGGUUCUGCCUUUUCUGCCCCAGACUGUCACAAGGUUGAGGAAGUUGCUUGGUUGUGAGAUGCCUGAUCAAGGUUAGAGGAUGGUUGGUGAGACAACUCCAGCUGGUUGUUAGAAAAACCAGGAGCUGGUUUAUGGUGUUCAAUUUCUCUACCCAAUAAAUACUUUAGCUCAGUGACCAAAUGUGGAAUCUUAAAAGUUAGGAGCAAAAAAACCUCCAAUAAGCAAAGAAGUAAUUAUUUAUUUUUUCCUGUGGCAGAACAGGGGUUUAUUCUGCCUAAAGACUAUUUAUUCAUCCCUGAAAGGCAGCAACUGACAUUUUAGUCAGAAGAUGACAGACACAAAUGGGGCAGAAACUUGGGCUUGUGAUGGUUGUUCUUGUUUUUAAACAAGUGAGCGAUCCUCUUCGAUAAAAGAGAUGCUUAAGAAUGUUUCUGUAAGGAAAACGGUUUCAGGUCAGUGCUUUGGUUCUGGUGAACAUUUUACUGUAUUACUGAACUAAGUCAAUAAUUCUUUUCAAAUCCUGUAUUACAUUUUACACACACUACCUCUGAAACAUGACCCCACCUUUAAAACCACACAGAAAAUGUGAACUUAAAGCAUUUUUUUAACGUUUUAUAGGCAAUAAAUUAUUUCCAACCACAUAUCCCUCAAUUUUGUGCUUGUUUUUUCAGUUGAGUGCGAGACGUUCACUUUGGUUUUUAUUUUAGUACCGUGUUUGUGUAUUUGUCUUAAACACAAUCUAUGGACAAGGAAAUAAUAAAGAUGUGGUGUUAGGGAGAAAAGAUGAGCUUAUGUUAAUGGUAGUAAAUAUUUCUAUUGAAGCUGAAGGGUGAUGUAGUAAAUGGGCUAGCUGUGCUAUUUUUGGUGCAGUUACUGUAAGGGAUGGAUAUUAUCCAUUAUUCUGGUACUAAAUGUUGUAACAUUUCUCAGUACAUCAUAGAUUAAUUUAUCAGUGAGAACAGUCAAUGAGUCUCAGCACUGUAAUGAAAAGAAAUAGGAUUUUACAUUCUCUGAGACACAACGGUUCAUGAGUAUGUCCUCGUAUUUUUCUUGCAGCUCAUGUUUCUUUUGCUUGCGUAACUAUGUAUAAAGACCUUUUAGAAACAAUUCUGGCUUGCUUGUAAGCAAGUGUUCAAUCUAAAGGAAUCGGUAGCAAGCUAAGGUUUAAAUGUAAAUGCAGAUCAUGUUUUGUAGUCCAGUUACAUCUUAAAAGAAUCCCUUUGAUUUCACCAUCUCAUCUCUCUCUCUCAAACACAUGGGGGAAGGCUGAAGAAUGGACGAGCCUCUUCAGCCUGGGAAUGGGGAGGGAGUGAGACACGAGGAGGCAUUUUGGCUAACAGAAAUGAAGAUCCAGGGGUUUUAGACAAGAAAAUGACAAUAAACUGAAAAAAUCCUACACCUGCAAGACAAGAGCUUGUACUUCAUCUUCAAAUUGUGAAAUACGGUUCAAAAAGUCAUUGGCAAAUCCACUGCAUUGUGUUGGGGAAAAAUUGUGUUCUCCAACAGAAAUUCUGUCAUUUCUGGAAUUACUGAGGGUGUGUGAAUACACGUCUGCAUAUUUAUGAUGUGCACAGACGUACUGAACUUGAUCAUUAUAUUAGCAUUUACAAAGGCAUUUUCACUUAAAAUAUUAAUGUAAUUCUAAAUAUAUUUUAUUUGCUCUCAUUUUUAUGUUUUACUAUAUAUUAAUUACAUAGUUUUGGGAUUGAGUCAAAUACAUCCAUACAGACAGCGCUCAUAGUUUAACUCCUUGCAAAACUGGUACUUCUAGGCUUGAAAAUGUAUUAAAAUGCCUGUAAUAAUGAUGUUUCUGAGGGAUCUUGGCAAAUAAACUGCUGUAUUUAUGAAGAGAGAAUGAAUCUUUAGCCAUGAUAGUUUUGGCUUUAGUUUCACUAAAGGUAUCAGUUGGAUUAAAAACAAAAAUACUCUGAAAGUUUAACUAUUACUGUAUAACUCAGAUGUUUUCCUUCACCUACAAACAUCAGAUGAUUGAUGAUCCUAAAAUUUGUAUCAUUUCUUUCUGGGCCAAUUCAUUAAGCUUUGUAACCUGAGUGUAUUACUGAGUUUCUCUGUGAAAAUCAAUAUUUAUAUUGCAUUUUUAUGAUUUGUAUCAGUAUGUGUAGCAAAGAAACUACUACAGAUCUUAAACUGAAGUACCUCCACUAUGGGCCAGGACUUAGGAUCUUGGCUUGUUUGAAAGAUGGAUGCCUGGUGAAAUAUCCAUACAUUUGUAUUGAUUUUUUUGUUCUGUAUAUAGAAGGGUAUUUAUAAUCUUGUAUUAACAGAGUCAUCACGAGAAAUGCUUAUUUCCUUCUUUAGAAGCCUGCUCAGCUAUUUUUAUAUAAAAUGUUGGUCUUCGCCUUAAUUUUUUUCUUUUGUGAAGAGUUGUGCCAUAGAGGUUUUAACUUAUCCACAGAUAGUUUAUGGAAUUUGCUUUGACUUGUCUUCAGUUAAUUAUUUUGUCCUCAGAUUGUUCCAAAUCGUUUUCUCUUCCAAAUGUGUCUCAAGGUUGUUUUGCUUUCUUAACUCUUUUUGUUAAGGUUUGGAAGAUACCUUUAUAUGCAUGCUUUGGUAGAUCAGGUUUUUCCUCUGUAGUUUAUUGUUUAUAGUUUAGCAAAACCUUUCAUUGAAAAACAACAAAAAAAGUUGAAGUACUGCUUGUACAAAUGUAUCUAGAAUGGCCCAAACGGUCACAGCAAAGGGCUAUCAAGCAUUGGUAAAUUUGUCUACUAGACUCAAGGAUAUUUUUCUACGUCUGUCAAGUUUGGGGCUAUGGAGAAAUGAAAUAAAGGCUAACUAACUCCUUUUCCUACACUAA